AUGGAGGUGGAAGGAGUCGUCUUCUCUACAACCGUGAGGCCGCCGCUCUCCUCUUCAUCUCCCAAAAAGGACCUUGCUCUUGGUGGCGCAGGUGUAAGGGGCGUAGAGAGAGGAGGAGUAUUUGUGAAGUCUACAUGUAUGGCUCUGUACAUGGAGGAAGCUGCGGUGUAUGAUUUGGAGCCCAAAUGGAAGGGAAAAUCUGCAGAGGAACUGCUGGCCUCCCCCAACUUCUUCAUGGACAUCGUAAACUGCCCUUUUCAGAAAAUGUCACAUAUGGCCAUGAUUUCAACCCUAGAUGGUGAAGAGUUCUCAGGGAAAGUGGUGGACAAAUUGAAAGCCAUAAUGGAAGCCUCAGGAACUUUCUCUCCACAACAAUCCCUUUUGGCACUCCACAAAUUCUUGGAGGCCUUCAAGGGAAAAAUGUUGACUUACGGUUCAGCCAUCUUCUUUGCCUAUUCAAAAGCUGGGCUAUUAAUUGCGAUCACUGAAGAUGGGUCGGUUCCCGAACAAGAAGAUGUGAUGAUAGAAGAUAAAGCCCUCACGCAGGCUCUUUUGGAUUCCAUUAUUGGGGAGCACGGGGUCUCCCCUGCUGCCAAGCGCUCUGUUGCGAAGCGUCUCUCAGAAGCGCUGAGCAAAGCCUAA
Messenger RNA from Amborella trichopoda, 642 nucleotides. The record is from RefSeq and is a predicted model, not a curated record. NCBI's taxonomy places the organism in Eukaryota, Viridiplantae, Streptophyta, Magnoliopsida, Amborellales, Amborellaceae.